Dibothriocephalus latus is the source of this 228-nucleotide messenger RNA. The record is from the annotation of a GenBank genome assembly. NCBI's taxonomy places the organism in Eukaryota, Metazoa, Platyhelminthes, Cestoda, Diphyllobothriidea, Diphyllobothriidae.
AUGCCUGCGGUGCACGUUUUUACGGGUGCUAUUGAGGGACGUACAUCAGGGCGACUUCAAACGCAGUCUUCAUUGUCAGAGGAGAGGGAAGACGAGGAGGAGGAGGAGGAAGACGAGGACGACGAUGAGGAAAAGAUGGGUUGUGCGUGCGAGAUGGUACAGUACCUCAAAUUGCUCUCCGAAGUACGCGAUAUAGCGCUCCGGGCCAUCUUUCUAUCCAACAUGUAG